Puccinia graminis f. sp. tritici CRL 75-36-700-3 is the source of this 2106-nucleotide messenger RNA. RefSeq lists its product as uncharacterized. The record is from RefSeq and is a predicted model, not a curated record. The transcript has 4 exons. Bases 227 to 1627 code for a protein of 466 amino acids. Gene Ontology annotation, biological process: protein deubiquitination. Lineage: Eukaryota; Fungi; Basidiomycota; Pucciniomycetes; Pucciniales; Pucciniaceae. Gene Ontology annotation, molecular function: cysteine-type deubiquitinase activity.
UUGUCCCUCGGUCAGGCAUCCUUGACCCGGUGGGUUCAUUGAUACUUGAUAAUCUGAGCCGACUUCCAUCAGCCACCAAGCGUAACCCAUCGACCCGUGUAUAACCUUCUUCAUUCUUGAACAAAAAUAACUCGGAUUGUGAUCUCUCGUAUUCUACCUUCUAGCAGCCUCCAACAAUCCCCAACUCGUUUCCUGACUAGGACCAGGAUUAGAUCGACUGAGUAAAAUGACAGGUCAAAAACCUCGUAACCAUAUCUCACAUCUGAUCACAGUCACCUCCUAUUACCCCAGCUUUCUAAAGACCCUUUCGCUAGCAUGUUUCACAUUGUUCAUCCUUCGGGUGGAAGGAAUGUUCACUGCUCGACCUUCAAUCAUCACGACAGAAUUUGUUAAGCCGCAACCUAUAGCACGCGUUUCGGAUAAUUUCUUGCACGCCGACAACAGCGUUGAGACCAUCGGUAUUCCAGUCCGGGAUGAUAAACAGAAUAUGAUUCGUUACCCGCAUCUACCAGGCGAAACUGGAAUACAUCUGGAUCGAGUAGAUAAACCCCCACCCAUCGAAUAUCCCGUCAACCCCGUUCCAAAACCACUAGCUGACCCAAAAGUAGGAUCACCUAACCUACCCCAAAAAACGAAGCAAAAGUGGACUUGGAGAAGGUUUAAGGAUCACAUCAAAACCAAAUUCAAGGCCUUGAUUGCGAAGUUGAAGAAGCUAUUUACCUGGCGGAAAAAGAUUACCCCAUUGGAUGGAAAAUUGGAAAAACCUACCUCAUUACGACCCCCUGGGCCUAAGGCAAACGAAGCAGCCCAAGGACAACCCACCGAGGUAAAUCCACUCGUUCAAGGACCACCCAUCAAGGCAAACGCAGUCGCCCAAGCACAACCCAUAAUGACAAACGAAGUAGCACCUGCUACCCAUGGUCCAGCAUUAUACCCCAGCCAAGAUGAUGGCUACCUCGAUCACUCUUUUUCAUCUUCUUCCUCCAGUGACAGUUCGUAUCCUGGAAGCUCCAGGUGGGGCUCGUUCUCCGGCACAUCCGGUUCAUGGAGCCCUCCACGUCAGCCGGUAGCGCCCCGACUAUCAGGUAGCGACGACGCAUUGCACAGAUUGAACAACUUGAAACUCAUAACCAAGCUGCCUGAAUCUACGACCUUGGUUCCCAUCGAACACCUCCCGGGUUAUGCAAAAACACAAGGGUUUAUAGAGCCAGAUGGGAACUGCAUGUUUAGAGCAUUUUCGUACCUCCUGUACCAAAAUCAAGAUAGUCACUGGGAAAUCAGGGAGAAAAUAGUUGCAUACCUGAAAAAGAACUGGUAUGAGUUCGCAGAAUCUAUGGUAGGAGAUGAAGAUAUCAAUAUAAGAGCCCAGCAGUACAUCCAAAGACUAGAAGGCGGGGCAUGGGGCGAUCAUAUCGAAGAAACUAUAUUUGGAAGGCUCUACAACAGAAACAUUGUCGUUGUCUCUAAUUUAGAGUCCGCACAUGCUCAGGUACGACAACCGGAUCUAUCGUCUAAUGAGUUCGACGCAUUAUUUUUACGAGGUCAACAUUAUGAGCUGUUGGUGAAAGACCCUCAUUGGAAACCAGCUUCAGCAUACCCAAACCCAUCUCGAUCCCAAACUAUUUGAAAAUCCAGCAACGCAAACCGACACAAGACGCAGAAUCGCUAAUCGCUUAAUCUCAAGAUCCUCCAAAUUACUCUCUGGGUUUCGAAUGAUCCGUGGCUUACAUCCUAAGAAAAAAUCCUAUAAUUUGCACCGAAUUCCUUAAUGUUAGAUUAUCUUAACGUUUCAUGCGGAAAAGCAAAAAUCUCUGCAGUGAGCCAGUCAUUGCAAUAUUACGAUUUUACCCUCAUUUCACGGAGUUACGGGUUAUUAGCAUUAUUUUUUCUCAAGUGGAGUUUGGAGUGGACACAGUGUACUUGAAUCAUUGGCAUGAUUUUUGUUGGAUGGCCUCCCUUCUAAAUUCCUAGCCUGUUCAGUUGGCAUUUUCAGAUGUCUACUGGGUUUUACCAGUCAUUUCAUCCAUCUGCUUUUGUUUUGUUCAUGUCUCACCUUAUGCUCAUUUCAAUCCUCCCCCUAACUUUGGGUCUGCUUCUAUCCAUCCC